UUCGAGCACCAAAUUUUUUGGAAGCUUUACAGCUCGACUCCCUCAUCCGGGCCUGUGUGUGUGUGAGAGGCGGUCGGAGCCCCUGUGUUCAGCUGUCCGUCGGCGGUGUUUAACUGGCAACAGUCGUGCGAAAUGUCCGGAGUGAAGAAGCCUCGUACGGAUCUCAACAGGGCAACCAAUGUGGUGUACCAGGCCCACCAUGUUAGUCGGAGCAAGAGAGGGCAGGUCGUGGGCACCAGGGGAGGCUUUAGAGGCUGUACCAUCUGGCUCACAGGUUUGUCAGGUGCCGGGAAGACUACCAUCAGUUUUGCCCUGGAGGAGUUCCUCGUGUCUCACGCCAUCCCUUGCUACUCGCUAGACGGAGACAACAUCCGCCACGGCCUGAACAAGAACCUGGGCUUCACUGCAGAAGACCGCGAGGAGAACAUCCGGCGUGUCGCUGAGGUGGCCAAACUGUUUGCAGAUGCUGGGCUGGUGUGCGUCACCAGUUUUAUCUCUCCUUUCAGCAAGGAUCGUGCUGAGGCGAAGAAGAUCCACGCGAGCGCCGGGCUGCCAUUUUUCGAGGUGUUUGUCCACGCACCUCUUGAGUUGUGUGAGAGCAGGGAUGUAAAAGGACUUUACAAGAAAGCUCGUGCCGGAGAGAUCAAAGGUUUCACUGGGAUUGACUCCGAUUAUGAGCGUCCUGAGGCGCCAGACCUCGUGCUGAAAACUGGAGAGCUCACAGUGAACGAGUGCCUCAAUCAGGUGUUGGAGCUGCUCAAGGAGCAGAAUAUUGUACCAGGCGAGAUUAUGGAGGAGGUGAAUGAACUCUUUGUUCCGGAGAACAAGCUGAACCUCUUUUUGGCUAGAGCACACCAUCUUCCCACCAUCAACAUCACCAAGUUAGAUCUACAGUGGGUGCAGAUCUUGUCAGAAGGCUGGGCUAGUCCUUUGAAGGGAUUCAUGAGAGAGAGAGAGUUCCUCCAGGUCAUACACUUCGGUAAUCUGCUGGAUGGCGGGGCCAUCAACUUGUCUGUUCCCAUCGUCCUACCUGUGAGUGCCGAGACCAAGCAGGAGCUGGAGGGCUGCGCGGCCAUAGCUCUGGUGUACCAGGGUGCGCGUGUAGCUAUUCUCAGGAACCCAGAGUUCUACCAACACCACAAGGAAGAACGCUGUGCCAGACAGUGGGGCACCACUUGCCCACAGCACCCUUACAUUAAGAUGGUUAUGGAAGGAGGUGAUUGGCUGGUAGGAGGUGACCUGGAUGUGCUGGAGCGAAUCAAAUGGAACGAUGGACUCGACCAGUACCGCCUCACUCCACUGGAGCUCAAGCAGAAGUUUAAAGAUAUGAAAGCAGAUGCGGUAUUCGCAUUCCAGCUGCGUAACCCCGUCCACAAUGGUCACGCCCUGCUGAUGCAGGACACCAAGCGUCGUCUACUGGAGCGAGGCUACAAGAAUCCAGUCCUCCUGCUGCACCCGCUUGGCGGCUGGACCAAAGAUGACGAUGUGCCCCUGGACUGGCGGAUGAAGCAGCAUGCUGCGGUCCUGGAGGAUGGCGUCCUGGAUCCAGCCAGCACCAUUGUUGCCAUCUUUCCCUCACCCAUGAUGUAUGCUGGACCCACAGAGGUUCAGUGGCACUGUCGAGCUAGAAUGAUCGCCGGAGCAAACUUCUACAUUGUUGGCCGAGACCCUGCAGGCAUGCCCCACCCUGAGACCAAGCAGGACCUAUAUGACCCCACCCACGGAGGAAAGGUCCUCACCAUGGCCCCGGGCCUCACCUCUGUGGAGAUCAUCCCCUUCAGGGUCGCUGCCUACAACAAGACAAAGAAGGCUAUGGACUUUUACGACAAGGAGCGACAUGCUGAGUUUGAGUUCAUCUCUGGAACCAAGAUGAGGAACAUGGCUCGCAGCGGAGAGAACCCUCCAGAUGGUUUCAUGGCCCCCAAGGCCUGGGAGGUGUUGGUCCAGUACUAUUCCUCUCUGCAGAAGAACGAGUAAUCGACGCCCAGCUCACCAGUGGAAAGCAUCGGUUCUUAAAGGGCGUUAAAUAUACACCCUCCCCUCCUGGAGUGUUUUCGAUAGAUUCUUGUUUCAUCAAAUACAAAAAUACUCAUUUAGAUUGCUACAAAUAAUGAGUCAUUCCUGCAGGGGUGGGUGUAUUUUUAACAAAUCACCAAAUCAAAAUGACUAGUCUUAAACAGUGGAAGCAGACAACUACGUGAUUUAUAAACCCAUUGUAUGUUUAUAUGCAUAUUAACUUAAGCUAUGUAUUUUAAUAAAUUAAAGGUAACUUGAGAUUCUUCUUUUUUAUUUUUAAAUUUAGGAGCACUUCCCAAGGCAGGUAAAUCAUUUUUUGAUAUUUACAUGUAAUAUCUGAAGGAUGCAUGACGAAAAAACCAUGUCGAUUUCACUUUUUAUAGCAUUUUAUGACAUUAUAUAUUAUAUAUAUCACUGUCCGUCCUGUUAUUUGUGCAACCUGAAUGAAAGUUACUUGCAGUUUCAUCACUACCGUCAGUGCCUAUUUGUUGUACAUGUAUGGAUGGUAAUUAAUUCAUCAUGGUAAUGUUAUAUAUUGUUGUGAAAUGCAACAUAGAUUUUUUUUAUAAUGUGAAAGUGCCUUUCUCUCAAAUGUCGAAACAGAAAUUGUUUAGCUGGCGUUUGGUUGAAAUGUCUCAGAGAUUUGUGUGAUUUUACAGACUGGGCAUGUGCAUUCAUGGAAUAAAGACCUGCAGUUUUAGGAAGACAAAUGUAGCAAUAAAGAUGCUUAUUUGUUUUA
Messenger RNA from Epinephelus moara (kelp grouper), 2755 nucleotides. RefSeq names its product bifunctional 3'-phosphoadenosine 5'-phosphosulfate synthase 2-like. Gene Ontology annotation, molecular function: adenylylsulfate kinase activity; sulfate adenylyltransferase (ATP) activity; ATP binding. NCBI's taxonomy places the organism in Eukaryota, Metazoa, Chordata, Actinopteri, Perciformes, Serranidae. The transcript is spliced from 12 exons. Gene Ontology annotation, biological process: sulfate assimilation; 3'-phosphoadenosine 5'-phosphosulfate biosynthetic process. The record is from RefSeq and is a predicted model, not a curated record. The coding region runs from base 133 to 1977 and encodes 614 amino acids.